GGCUCCUUUGCCAUCCAAAAAGUGCAGCGGCCGCGACAAACAAGCGAUCUACGGUCAAGCCCUCUGAAGUCCGCCUUGUCGCCCAAAUAAGUGACACCACAACCUGCCAGUACUAGAUAAUAAAAUAAUGUUAGCAAAGUUUUAAAGUGUAUCGUGUGCUAUUUCUGUAAUUUUAUAACCCCACUUUUGGAGGAGGAAUUCGAAAUCCCACAUCAACGGUGGGAAAUACCAUUCUAGUUUCCUGGUUCGCUAUAACAAGUGGUUAAUUAUUUUCAUCACGAAUUGGAACGUCAUUGGUUUUCGGCAUUGCACAUUUGCACCAGAAUAUUUUAUUGUUUUUUUUUGUGUGUGGGUGUGUGACAGGUUGCACGAUGCAAGCAACAGAUUACGACCAAGAUUUGUGUCCUGACUAUGGAGCUUUACCAGAUGAUUUAUCAGAAUUCAUGAAUGACAGUUACCUGGUGAAUAUGCUUGACGCCGAUGGCCUCUUCGCUGAUGAUCCCAUGUUGAUUUUUGAUGGCGAUGACUUGGAUGACGCUCCCUUGACAAAAGAGCUGCCCGGCCAACACGGAAACCAGCAGGUAGACCAGAUUAAACCGAAAGGAAAAAAUGACUUUCUUCAAAAAAGACCCAGAGCCACAUUAUCAAAACAGAGCACCAAAAAACAAAAAGCUGAAGGUAGUGACACAGGCUCAAUGCCGAGUCAGGGAGAUCUUUCGUGUCUCCCCACAACACCACAAAGCAUCCUUCAUCUCCAAACCUCCAUCCGAUUUGUCACCUUCCCGGCCGCUACAUCUUAUCAGUUGAAGAUGCAAACGACUCGUCCUCCAGUUGGCCGCCUCUCGAUGCCCAUCGCUGCUGCACCAACAUGCAUAUUGGUCCAUGUACCUCCUUCGCCUUCAGUAUCCAAACUCCAGGUGCCUCUCUUUUCCCCAGAGGACAGUGCAGUAGUACCGGCCCAAAUGAGCUCACCCCCAUCCGGAACAUUGUCGGACACCACUAGCAAAGUCAUCUGUCCACCUUGUGAUUACGAGAUGACUCGGCGUAAUGCGUCAAACACCGUUCAGCGGUCUCCCACCACGUUCGAUUUACCCGAAAGUGUCAAGAACUACAUCCAAAUCGCCAAAGCCCAAAUGCGUCAAAUCUGCGAGGAGAUGGAGCCAAGGUUGAAUUUGAGCAGUCAUUACGUGGAUGUGCAAGUUAUCCAGAGAGAGACGUUUUGCUCGGGGAAGAAAAAAAACAAGUGUCCGAACAAAGACCUGUUCGCCAUGGGAGAUAUGGAUCGACAAAAAAGACGGAUUAAAUUGAACCAGAUAUUUGAGAAGUCCGCCGGAGAGGAACCAAAACGACAUAUCCUACUGCUCGGUAAAGCAGGCAUGGGAAAAACCACCCUCAUCAGGAAGCUGUGCCAUGACUGGAGCAGAGACGGCCUCCCCCAGUUUGAUUUUGUCUUCUUGUUGGACGGCAAAGAUCUCAUCUCUUCAAGGAAGUCGCGCUGCGGUCUUCGGACUUUACUGCUGGACCGAGCUACCGUCGCCACUUCCGUUAUAAACACGGAGGAAGUGUACGCUCAAGUCCUCGCAUAUCCUAAACGUGCGCUGAUUAUUUUUGAUGGAUUUGAUUCUCGGGAUUAUGACAUUCUGUUUCAAGAAAAAAACUUGACGACCUUGUUCGAGAGAGACACGAACGCAACGUCCUGUACACUUAGACAGCUGUACUCCGCCAUCCUCCAAAGGGUGCUACUUCCAGGAUGCUUUCUUCUGAUUUCUGCCCGACCCAAAGGCACCGCCUGCCAACUCGCGCAGCGAAUGGACUGCCUUUUGGAGGCUCGUGGAUUUACCCUUCCAAAUAUCGAAGAAUAUUUUUCCAGGUACUUUGCCCAUCCUGAUCUCAGGAACUCUGCUUUGAAACGCUUUGAAAAGUCCAGCGUUCUACGUCACUUUUGUUGGAAUCCUGGAAUCUGUCGACUGGUGUGCUUGGUUUUGGAACAUACCGAAGGCUCGGAGGGCCUUCCGAGGACUUUAACUGAGCUCUGCCAUCGAGUGCUUUGUAUUAAAAUGAAAAAUGACAACCGGGGCCGUUGCCCUCGGGCUGAAGCGCACGGCUCGAGGCGAGAUCAGGUCAACAAAAGAACAAGGCGGUCAAAGGGGAAGGAUCCAAUCAAAACCGAUGAGAUUAAAACUGCCCGUGGGGACAUUUGCGAAAAAGAAACGCUGUCCCGUUUGAGCGCUCUGGCCUGGGAAGGAGUAAAAGCCAACGUGUCCGUCCUCCCCCAAGGAGCAAGUCUAUGCUCAAAACUCGAGGCAUUCGGACUCGGGAAGGGAUUCUUCCGUUCUUACCGCGCGACUGCAGGACAGGAAGAAGAAGCAGACGGGCUCUUUGAAAGUGAAAAUGCAGAACAGAGGCAGCGACGUACCGACACGGAAGAAAAUGUCAGCGGUAACGACAUCUUGACGUGGGUGGAUCCAUUUCUUCAGAGUUACCUGGCAGGACUCCACUUGUCCAUGGCAAGAAAUGUUUGGUCCCAGUACUUCCUCCAGAACCUCCUUUGCCAGCCUGGCCUCAAGGGACGCCGACGUCCCCAAGGAGAAGUGCAAGAGCUCACUCGGCGUUUUGCUUUUGGCAUCCUGUUCCUUAAACCGACCGAGUUACGCAAGCUUCAUCUCGACUUAAACUCCGGCAAGCGUGCCUUAUUCACUCAACGUUUUAAGGGUCUUUCCCUUGCCGACCUGGGCCCCGAUCAGGUCCUGGAAGUGUGCCACUAUGCUUACGAAGCAAGUUUCUCGCAUGACAACGGUGGCGAGGCACCGCUGGUCACUCAUCUGGCAGAGAACCUACCGGAGGUCCUCACGUUUCGCGGAGUGCCACUCGGACCGCUCGACGCGUACGUGGUGCAGAAGAUUCUCGAAAGGGCUGAAAACGCAGGGAGAACAUUUUCUUUGGAUCUCGAGAACACCGGGAUACCAAUUGCAGGACUUGGAUCCCUGGUGGGUCUUGGCAGCUGCAGUACGUACAGGGCCUGCAUCGCCGAUGUCAUCGCCCUGUGGGAGCAGUUAGAGCAGAGCUGUGACAAGAAGCCCCUUCAGCAUUUUGUGACCAAGUUCAAGAUCCACCCGAUGAAAGUCAUGCAAGUGCGCCAAAUGGAACACCUGGCCAAGCUUGUGAACAUCCACACGCGCGGGAGGCUGUCAGACCGUCGCGGCGAACUUGACGCCAUCCUGGAGAAGGGCGUUCCGGCAGUCAAGGAGCUACGCAAACUGGAGUUAGAGAUUGGCCCAGAGCGUGGGCCUCAGGCUAUCCCCAAACUUUGGGAGUUUCUCCCAAAUUUACAUGACCUCCAGCACCUCGAUUUGGAGGACAACAAGAUUGGUGACAAUGGUGCCGAGCAGUUGGCUAAUCAUUUUGCCUCCCUCUGUUUUCUGCAGAUACUCAAUCUGUCACAGAAUUACAUCGGAGAUGAUGGAGUCAAAAAAAUGGCAACAGCAUUCAAAAAUCUACCCAAAUUGCACUGCUUAAUCCUCUACAGCAAUGUGAUUUGUGAUGAAGGUGCCGCCACUUUAGCCGCUGUCCUCCCUCACAUGGCAUCAUUGACUGACCUCGACGUGAAGUAUAACAAGCUAUCGGAUGUGGGAGCACAAUGUUUGGGAGCCAGCCUCAAGAAAUGUAAGAAAAUGAAGACUUUAAGGAUGUGGAACCAGUCAAUUCCGUAUGGCAUAUUUGAGAGACUCCAGCAUCAGGAUACCAGAAUCCUUUGGCAUUAAUAGCGCCCCCGCCCCCAUGCACAUACUAAUUUCUGUAAGGUCGGUGGGGGGGGGG
Molecule: messenger RNA, 3816 nt
Organism: Hippocampus zosterae (dwarf seahorse)
Lineage: Eukaryota; Metazoa; Chordata; Actinopteri; Syngnathiformes; Syngnathidae
Gene: ciita
Product: class II, major histocompatibility complex, transactivator
Exons: 20
Coding region: 372-3761 (1129 amino acids)
Biological process (GO): positive regulation of MHC class II biosynthetic process; inflammatory response; positive regulation of transcription by RNA polymerase II
Molecular function (GO): protein binding; ATP hydrolysis activity
Source: RefSeq, a predicted model, not a curated record